Molecule: messenger RNA, 744 nt
Organism: Cladophialophora bantiana CBS 173.52
Lineage: Eukaryota; Fungi; Ascomycota; Eurotiomycetes; Chaetothyriales; Herpotrichiellaceae
Exons: 1
Coding region: 1-744 (247 amino acids)
Source: RefSeq, a predicted model, not a curated record
AUGACUCGCCAGUUCUCAUUGGCUCCGUCUCCUGCCCUGUCGCUAGGUAUUACAUUUCUCUUGCUGCCUGUCGAGGUACGGUUGAGAAUCUAUACGCAUCUCUUCUACCACGCUGGAGAGCUCUUUGUUGCGCUUAAAAGCUUUGCGGAUCAUUAUUCUCAGUCUUCUCAAAUCCUCGGCGUCUGCCAACAGAUAUACGUCGAAGCCAUCCCCAUCCUGUACGGAGUGAACAAAUUCUACUGUGGCUUACGCCCCCGGAAGGACAACAGCGAGAUCCUGCCACGGUUCGUCUCCACCCCCAAUUUCGCACACGUUCGCCAUUUGGUCCUCGAUCGGCCCCUAGUUCGAGUCUUUGCCCAGCUUCUGGCCAAAGAGGAGCAUGUCGUCGCAACCAAGGGGUUGGAAUCCGUUGCGCUCGGCAAGUGGCGGUUCUGCGAUCGGCUGACAAGCACCGCAGCGGCCUUGGAGAUACGCCGCCGUGGGACUCACUUCGAAGGGUCCCAGUUCUGCAAUCCGGCCAUGGAGAUAUGUCGGAAACACACUCAAUUGCGACACCUGGUGGAGCAGACGAAAAAGAUAAGCCUUAAAGUACUGCGCAAUGGCGGGACGGAUGAGAAUGGAGAGUCGAGAAAGGAAGCAGGUUACAGGACCUACAUACAAUAUAGAUGGCUACUCGUCACCGACAGAGGUGCAAGAAACCUGGAAGAAGGCGAGGAGCUCGUGGAUCUGGAGAAUUACUUGUAG